CCGCGGCAGCCUCGUUGUUCCUGGAGUGCCGGUGUCUUCGCCCACCUCUCUGCACUAUGUCCGGCGGCCUUCUGAAGGCGCUGCGCAGCGACUCCUACGUGGAGCUGAGCCAGUACCGGGACCAGCACUUCCGGGGUGACAAUGAAGAACAGGAAAAAUUACUGAAGAAGAGCUGUACAUUGUAUGUUGGAAAUCUUUCCUUUUACACAACUGAAGAACAAAUCUAUGAACUCUUCAGCAAAAGUGGUGACAUAAAGAAAAUCAUUAUGGGCCUGGAUAAGAUGAAGAAAACAGCAUGUGGGUUCUGCUUUGUGGAAUACUAUUCAAGAGCAGAUGCAGAAAAUGCCAUGAGGUACAUAAACGGAACUCGUCUGGAUGACCGGAUCAUUCGCACAGACUGGGACGCAGGCUUUAAGGAGGGAAGGCAGUAUGGCCGUGGGCGAUCUGGGGGCCAGGUACGAGAUGAGUAUCGGCAGGACUAUGAUGCUGGGAGAGGAGGCUAUGGAAAACUGGCCCAAAACCAAUGAGUGGUGAGAGCCCCAUCAUGAAAACUCACUCCUUUGGCCUGUUGAAUUUGCCAUGCAUUACCCAAGGUCUGCAAACCUGCCCACUUUUAACAUGUUUUGAUCAAGGUCUCUACUGAGCUCGAAGCCAUUUCAUGGUUGUCCUUUGAAAACUAUUAAAGGACAGAAUCCAAAAGAAUGCCUUUAAAUCUUGGCCAUACGUCAGGUUGCUGGAAUGAUUUUAUGUCACCAGGUCAGAAUUUGUGUUCUGUGGCAACAGAUUUAUCAGCCCAAAACACUACACUUUUUUUAGGAAGUUGGAAAAUUUUAAAAAUUGAUAAUAGGUUCGUGGUCUUCACUGGGGCCUCAAAAAUUUUAAGUUUGCAGGAAAUAAAAAUGUAGUAAAUGGGGUUUUGCUAUGUUGUAUUGUUCUGAAUUAGUAAGAUGUUUGACAACUGAGUUUGUUUUCUGUGUUGAGUUCUAAUCUCUAAAGGCAAACUUAGAGGAGUCAAGGGAACUUCCUCAAUUGUUGAUGCAAAAGUAAGCCUUAGACUGUCCUAGGAGAUACCACCAGCUUAUGUGCUUUAUGUAUUAAGACUUGACUAGUAUUUACUGUACACAUUUUUCAAAAGAUGUGUUCUACUUAAAGAUUCAUUUUCAGAGUGAUCUCAGGAAUGGACUGGGUUUAAAAAAGAGCUUGAAAAAUCAAGAGAACACUUACCAAGAACAAUCAAAAUUGCUUCCCACAGGAAAUGUGUUUCAGCCAAUUUUCAUUUGAAGUCUGUCUUGUUUUUUCCUCUAAUUGUGCUUACCGAGCUUCAGAGCCUGUAUAGUGAGCUGGUAGUCUCUGUGAAGGGGGGUCUACAAAUUUAUUUUGCAUUUGUAAGGCACAAGGUGAUUAAUAUAUAUCAACUGUUGCUCAUUAAACUUAGUCUAAUAUAA
Mirounga angustirostris (Northern elephant seal) is the source of this 1445-nucleotide messenger RNA. RefSeq names its product nuclear cap binding protein subunit 2 (gene NCBP2). Bases 57 to 527 code for a protein of 156 amino acids. Gene Ontology annotation, cellular component: nuclear cap binding complex. The record is from RefSeq and is a predicted model, not a curated record. Gene Ontology annotation, molecular function: RNA cap binding. Gene Ontology annotation, biological process: mRNA cis splicing, via spliceosome. Lineage: Eukaryota; Metazoa; Chordata; Mammalia; Carnivora; Phocidae. The transcript is spliced from 4 exons.